CGACUCCUUCCUCCUGCGCACUUUCCGGCCAAACACCCCUUGCAAGAACAUAUUUUUCCGAAGAGACAUGAGUGGAUUUGGCGAGAACCCUUUCUACGGUAACGGCGGAGGCGGCGGUGGUGGGGGUGCAGGAGGAGGCGGUUACCUGUCUCAAAAUUCGCCGUUCGGAAGUGGAGGGAGCCCGGGGGGCACUGCACGCCGUGCUGCGUCGCACGCGCUGAGACCAGUCACCCUGAAACAACUGGUCGAGGCUUCGCAAGCCCACUCUGACGCGGAUUGGACGAUUGGAGAUGUCGAAGUGGGACAAGUGACCGUCGUCGCGCAAGUUCUCUCCAUACAGCCACAGACCACAAAUUGCAUCUACUUGCUCAACGAUGGCACCGCAAACAUGGAAGCGCGACAGUGGGUGGACGCGAACACUGAUGACGAGAACGGCAGCAAGGACGAGAUCAAGGAGUCGACCUACAUUCGGGUGCUUGGGUCACUAAAGGUCUUUGGGAACAAGAGAUACAUCACUGCCACACACAUCAAGCCGUACAAGGGCGAGGAUGAGCUGUUCUUCCACAUUCUGGAGGCAGCUACAGUUACUCUCACUUUCGAGCGAGGCCCCCCUCCCCGGCCAAGCGAGGGUGCACACGCCCUCAUGAACAGGGCGAACACUGCCGCCGCAGGACAAUCCGCAUACACCGCGCAAUCUUCCACCACCGCGGCCUCUACGGGGCAGUUCGCCCACUUCGCGCCGCUGCAGCGCGAGAUCAUGCAGUUCAUCGUCUCACAGCCCAAAAGCGACGAGGGUGUUCACGUAGCGGCGAUCGCCAGACAUGUCGCUACCUUGGGGCCAGAUCUCGGAAACGCGCACUCAAUCAGUCAAGCCUUGGAUCAUCUCAUGGAUCAAGGUCACGUAUACAGCACGAUCGACGAUUCUCAUUUCAGCGUGUCAGAGUAAACCAGCUGUGGUCAUAGUAUUGUAUUAUAUCGGUUGCUCGUUGUUAUCACGUCUAGCUAUUCAGUAUACGUAUGUAGAAUUCAUCACUCGACUUAGCUUU
This is a messenger RNA of Trametes versicolor FP-101664 SS1, 1046 nucleotides long. Its product is annotated as replication protein A subunit RPA32. The transcript is spliced from 7 exons. Gene Ontology annotation, molecular function: DNA binding. Lineage: Eukaryota; Fungi; Basidiomycota; Agaricomycetes; Polyporales; Polyporaceae. Gene Ontology annotation, biological process: double-strand break repair via homologous recombination; DNA replication; nucleotide-excision repair. The record is from RefSeq and is a predicted model, not a curated record. The coding region runs from base 68 to 946 and encodes 292 amino acids. Gene Ontology annotation, cellular component: chromosome, telomeric region; nucleus; DNA replication factor A complex.